Nicotiana attenuata is the source of this 1146-nucleotide messenger RNA. RefSeq names its product TBC1 domain family member 15-like. The transcript is spliced from 7 exons. The coding region runs from base 16 to 1002 and encodes 328 amino acids. NCBI's taxonomy places the organism in Eukaryota, Viridiplantae, Streptophyta, Magnoliopsida, Solanales, Solanaceae. The record is from RefSeq and is a predicted model, not a curated record. Gene Ontology annotation, biological process: activation of GTPase activity. Gene Ontology annotation, molecular function: GTPase activator activity.
CAUGUUUUACUCCUCAUGCAGUGGUCCUCUUUCCUGGAUUGUGAAGGUAGAGUCACAGACUCGGAAGCAGUAAGAAAGAGGAUAUUUUACGGAGGAGUCGAACAAGGUCUACGUAAAGAGGUGUGGCGAUUUCUGUUGGGAUAUCAUUCAUAUGAUUCAACUUAUGCGGAGAGGGAAUACCUUGUGUCUGUCAGAAAGUCGGAAUACGAAACGAUAAAAAACCAGUGGAAGAGCAUCUCUAAGGAGCAGGCUAGAAGAUUUACAAAAUUUCGAGAGAGGAAAGGCCUUAUUGAAAAAGAUGUGGUGAGGACUGAUCGGUCAAUUUCAUUCUAUGAUGAGGAUGACAGCCCAAACAUUAAAUAUUUGCGUGAUAUACUGCUGACUUACUCAUUCUACAACUUUGAUUUGGGUUACUGUCAGGGCAUGAGUGAUCUCCUUUCACCAAUAUUAUAUGUCAUGGAAGAUGAAUCAGAAUCAUUUUGGUGCUUUGUGGCAUUGAUGGAACGACUAGGACCGAACUUUAACCGUGACCAAAAUGGAAUGCACUCUCAGCUUUUUGCAUUAUCAAAGUUGGUGGAGUUGUUAGACAGCCCUCUGCAUAAUUACUUCAAACAGAAGGACUGCUUGAAUUAUUUCUUCUGCUUCCGCUGGGUUCUUAUACAAUUCAAAAGGGAGUUUGAAUUUGAGAAAACAAUGCGGUUGUGGGAGGUAUUAUGGACGCAUUAUAGGAGUGAGCACCUUCAUCUGUAUGUCUGUGUCGCAAUUCUGAAAAGAUAUCGCAGCAAAAUAAUAAGAGAUGAGAUGGAUUUCGACACGCUAUUGAAAUUUAUCAAUGAGCUGAGUGGCCAUAUUGACCUGGAUGCUAUUCUCAGGGAUGCAGAGGCUUUAUGUGUAUGUGCUGGUGAGAAUGGUGAAUCUUGCAUACCUCCCGGAACUCCACCUUCAUUACCACUUGACGAUGCUUCAAUGUACUAUCAACAGGAUGAUGAUGAUGUACUAUAAUUUCUUCUUAGGCUGUAAAAUUUCUUGGUUCGAUAAAUGACCUUCACGAUCAACGGUAUUUUUCCAUGUGCAUAUAAUGAAUUCAUGUAAAGGGGACGAAGCAGAUUUUUGCUAGCCAUCUCUUCCACGUCAGUUCUUUUACUA